This is a messenger RNA of Cladophialophora yegresii CBS 114405, 1569 nucleotides long. RefSeq lists its product as uncharacterized. Gene Ontology annotation, cellular component: membrane. The coding region runs from base 1 to 1569 and encodes 522 amino acids. The record is from RefSeq and is a predicted model, not a curated record. The transcript is spliced from 5 exons. Gene Ontology annotation, biological process: transmembrane transport; carbohydrate transport. Gene Ontology annotation, molecular function: carbohydrate:proton symporter activity. Lineage: Eukaryota; Fungi; Ascomycota; Eurotiomycetes; Chaetothyriales; Herpotrichiellaceae.
AUGUCGAAGGCUAUAGCGGCUCAUGAUGUCGCCGCCACAGAUGUCGCAAAGGUGUCUGAAAUCGCCCACCUGAUUGAACAAGAUACAGUGCCAUGGUACAAGAAGAAGAAUCUCCGACAGUUGUAUUUGUGCCUGGUGCCUGCGGCGCUCGGUGUCGAGAUGACUUCAGGCUACGAUGGGAGCGUUCUCAAUGGCCUCCAAGCCGUUCAACACUGGCAAGACUAUUUCGGCAGUCCUAGCGGGGCUCUUCUUGGGGUCUUGACGGCAGCCUUUUCCAUCGGUGCGGCGUGUGCGGUGCCAUUGGUGCCAUAUAUCAACGACCGAUUCGGCCGCAGGAUUUGCAUCAUUGUCGGUAGUGUGAUCAUCACUAUUGGGGCCAUCUUGCAAACUGCAUCAGUCAACAUCGCUAUGUUCAUUGUUGCCAGGAUAAUUCUCGGAAUGGGCAUUGUAUACGCGAUCAGCGGAGCAUCCCAGCUGAUCGCCGAACUGGCAUAUCCCAAAGAACGAUCUGUCAUUGUCGGACUGUUCAAUGAGAGCUGGUACGCAGGUGCAAUCCUGGCAGCAGGUAUCACUCUCGGAACGUACUCUUGGGACAGCAACUGGGCAUGGCGCCUGCCCUCACUCCUACAGCUCCUGCCUUCGACGUUACAGCUCACCUUCAUCUGGUUCAUUCCCGAAUCACCGCGUUUCUUGGUAUCAAGAGAUCGCCACGAGGAAGCGCUGGAGAUCCUGAUCAAGUACCAUGCCGAGGGUGAUCGAGAGAAUGCAUUCGUCGCAGCGGAAUACCAACAGAUCCGCGAAACCAUCCGCAUGGAGCUCGAGGGAACCAAAACUCCGUGGAAGGAGCUCGUCACCUCCCGCGUCAACCGACGUCGUGUCUUCAUCGCGGCCUGCGUAGGGUUGUUCUCCCAGUGGUCCGGAAACGGCCUUGUCAGCUACUAUCUCAGCAGAGUUCUGGCGACUGUCGGCAUCACCGCGAAGCGAACUCAAAACGAGAUCAAUCUCGGUCUGUCGUGCUGGAACCUGAUCACUGGCAUCACCGGCGCACUACUUGCCCAUAUCCUUCCGCGACGACGCCAGUAUCUGACAUCUUACAUCGGCAUGACGGUCAUGUUCGCGUGCUGGACGGCAGCCUCAGCCACCUACGCGAAAGACCAUACCAACCACCACGCGGCGAUUGCGGUUGUCGCACUUAUCUUCAUCUACUAUUCUUUCUAUAACUUGAUGAUGCCUUUGACAUAUAUCUUUAUAUGCGAGGUAUUCCCCUUCAUCCACCGAAGCAAGGGCGUGGCCAUCACGCAAUUCUUCUCCCGGGGCGGCAGCUCGUUCAACCAAUUCGUCAACCCAAUCGGCCUCGAAGACAUUGAGUGGAAAUACUACCUCGUGUAUGUGGUAUGGCUCGCGAUCGAGACCACGACAAUCUUCUUCGUCUACCCGGAAACGAAGGGGCCAAGUUUGGAAGAGGUUGCUGUUGUCAUGGAGGGCGACAAAGCCAAGGUUGAGGUGAUCGAGGUCGGCGCAUCCGCCGGGAAAGGCGGUCUCGGCGUGCACGAGGUUGAGAAGGCUUGA